Molecule: messenger RNA, 3186 nt
Organism: Oncorhynchus masou masou (cherry salmon)
Lineage: Eukaryota; Metazoa; Chordata; Actinopteri; Salmoniformes; Salmonidae
Product: small ubiquitin-related modifier 1
Exons: 5
Coding region: 106-411 (101 amino acids)
Biological process (GO): protein sumoylation
Cellular component (GO): nucleus; PML body
Molecular function (GO): ubiquitin-like protein ligase binding; protein tag activity
Source: RefSeq, a predicted model, not a curated record
GGGAGGCGGAAGGGGGGGGGGUAUUUGAAGAAAAGCGAAGAGAUUGUUGUCAACAACACGGGUUUCUACACUGCCCUGGCUAAUUUCACACAAAAAAAUAACAAGAUGUCAGAUACAGACACGAAACCUUCAGGUCAGGAUGGGGGAGACCAAAAGGAUGGAGAGUACAUCAAACUGAAAGUGAUCGGUCAGGACAACAGUGAAAUUCACUUCAAAGUGAAAAUGACGACCCAUCUGAAGAAGCUGAAGGAAUCUUAUAGCCAGAGACAGGGUGUUCAUAUGAGUACCUUACGGUUUCUAUUUGAGGGACAAAGAAUCUCAGACAACCACACUCCAAAAGAGCUGGGGAUGGAAGACGAGGACGUCAUCGAGGUCUAUCAGGAGCAGACUGGAGGACUUUGGAAUAAUUAGUCUACCUGGAUUUAACUUUUUUUUGUUGUUGAUGAUACUAUUGUAUUUUAUAUUUGUACAAUUACUGAGUGAUUUGUUUGGCUUUGUGUUCCUCUCAGCGGUAGAGAUCUCUGCCAGAGAGGAGAGAAUAACUGUCUGAUGCCUCUCCUGUUCUCUUAUCGUCACCUGGUCUGUUUGUGCUGGCACUCGGGCCAUAUCUGUUUGUGCUGGCACUUGGGCCAUGUCUGUUUGUGCUGGCACUCGGGCCAUAUCUGUUUGUGCUGGCACUCGGGCCAUAUCUGUUUGUGCUGGCACUCGGGCCAUAUCUGUUUGUGCUGGCACUCGGGCCAUAUCUGUUUGUGCUGGCACUCGGGCCAUAUCUGUUUGUGCUGUUUUGAAAACUCCUAUGGAGGCGUGACUGUAGCAGUUGGCAAGACGGCACAAACAGGGUCUGAAUGCAUUUCAGGGCAGGAGUGCUGAUUGGAGAUCAGUUUUGGGUAUUUCCCCCCAAAAAAGGCACCAGACAAUACUUUUUUUUUUCUACCUUGUCAGCUCGGGGAUUCGAUCCAGUCACCUUUUGGUUACUGGCCCAACGCUCUAACCACUAGGCUACCCUGCCGCCACAUUGACCACAUGGACAAGGGGGACCUGAUCCUAGAUCAGCACUCCUACUGCUUGAUGUUUACGGACACCUAUGGUCCAGCCAUGUGGUCCAUCAGAAGACUCAUUGGUUGAAUAGAUGACAUCAGAAUGAUAGUGUUUCUUCAGACCUCUCCGAGCUUCAGUUUGGUUAAUUGGCAUCCAUCCCCAUAUAGAUCUUUCGACAGUAUAUAUUUUUACUAGCUAUAGAUCCAUACCAUUUAUUGAAGAUCCAGGUAACGGCCAAAGUAAAGGAAACACUAACAUCGUGUCUUUUAAUAGAGGGUGUUGGGUCACCACCAGCCAGAACAGCUUCAACGCACCAUGACAGAUACUACAAGUGUCUGGGACUCUGUUGGAGGGAUGCGACACCGUUCUUUCAUGAGAAAUUCCACCGGUUGGUGUUUCUUUGUUGACGGUGGUGUAAAACGCUGUCUCGGGCUCCGCUCCAGAAUCUCCCGUAGGUGUUCAAUCGGGUUGAGGUCUGGUGACCUGAGAUGGUCGUGGUAUAUGGGUUUUAUCAGUUUAAUACUCUUCAAAUUAUCUCAAGCCCUGUGGAUGGGUUCAUUGUCAUCCUAUGGAGGGCAUUAGUCAUGGUAGCCAAAAUAAUGGGUGACCCCAAGCAUGAUGGGAUGUUAAUUGCUUAAUUAAUUUGGGAACAACACCUGUGUGGAAGCACCUGCUUUCAAUAUACUUUGUAUCCCCUCAUUUACUCAGGUGUUUUGGCAGUUGCCUGUCGCUAGCAUGCCACUGUUGAUUCCUGACUUCAGGUCUGUGUGUUAUCCAGGUGUUCCUUUACAGGUGGCAUGUAAUACGACGUCACUAAUGUCUCCUCGGUUCAUUCAAAGCGCUUUGUCCACAGUCUUCAGUGACACACCAGGGGUAUUGAAUAACCACCAAGUUCUCAUUCACUUCUCUUUCUGUUAGAGAACUUGUAAAAUACCUUACUAAAGGGCUCUGUUGAAUCUGCAUCGUCGAACUUCAGCUUUACAUAAUAUAAACGUUCCCCGCUUUAUCAGAGACUUGUGCAGCGUUUACCGGGAAUCAUCUCAUCAGCUCAACCGGAGAGACUUGAUUCCCGGUAAACGCUGCACAUGUCAUCGUCUCAACCUUACUGUACAUUAAUCUGAACUGUGUAGUACUCUGUAGUACUGAUUACUGUACAUUGAUUAUGUUAAAGGCCCAGUGCAGAUUUUUCUUUGUUCUGUAUAUAUAUUUCCACACUGAGGUUGGAUUAAUAUUGUGAAAAUAAUGAUAAUGCUCUUUUAGUGAGAGUUGAUUGGAAAGACCGCCCACUUGAAAUUCCAGCCUGUUUUUGUUUUGGUGGGAUUGAGUUUUGACCUAGUGAAUUAGUUAUUAGACAUGAAAUGAGAGUUUCAAACCUCUGCCAAUAGUUUUCAAUGUUCCCCUCCCCACUCAGACCCUCUCUGCCAAUAACAGCUAAGUUCCCUCCUCCACUCAGACCCUCUCUACCAAUAACAGCUAGGUUCCCUCCCCACUCAGACCCUCUCUGCCAAUAACAGCUAGGUUCCCUCCUCCACUCAGACCCUCUCUGCCAAUAACAGCUAUGUUCCCUCCUCCACUCAGACCCUCUCUGCCAAUAACAGCUAGGUUCCCUCCCCACUCAGACCCUCUCUGCCAAUAACAGCUAUGUUCCCUCCCCACUCAGACCCUCUCUGCCAAUAACAGCUAGGUUCCCUCCUCCACUCAGACCCUCUCUGCCAAUAACAGCUAUGUUCCCUCCUCCACUCAGACCCUCUCUGCCAAUAACAGCUAUGUUCCCUCCUCCACUCAGACCCUCUCUACCAAUAACAGCUAGGUCCUCUCCUCCACUCAGACCCUCUCUGCCAAUAACAGCUAAGUUCCCUCCUCCACUCAGACCCUCUCUGCCAAUAACAGCUAAGUUCCCUCCCCACUCAGACCCUCUCUGCCAAUAACAGCUAAGUUCCCUCCUCCACUCAGACCCUCUCUGCCAAUAACAGCUAGGUUCCCUCCUCCACUCAGACCCUCUCUGCCAAUAACAGCUAAGUUCCCUCCUCCACUCAGACCCUCUCUGCCAAUAACAGCUAGGUUCCCUCCUCCACUCAGACCCUCUCUACCAAUAACAGCUAGGUCCUCUCCUCCACUCAGACCCUCUCUGCCAAUAAUGAUCAGCUA